Camarhynchus parvulus is the source of this 2531-nucleotide messenger RNA. RefSeq names its product nephrocystin 1 (gene NPHP1). Gene Ontology annotation, molecular function: protein binding. Gene Ontology annotation, biological process: protein localization involved in establishment of planar polarity. Gene Ontology annotation, cellular component: cilium; cytoplasm. Lineage: Eukaryota; Metazoa; Chordata; Aves; Passeriformes; Thraupidae. Bases 391 to 2445 code for a protein of 684 amino acids. The record is from RefSeq and is a predicted model, not a curated record. The transcript is spliced from 20 exons.
GGCAUGGCCUGGCAGCGGGCUCCCGGCGGCUCCUCCGGUGGAUUAUCCGGCUCCGGUGGGCGCUGCCUGAGCCGCUGGGAAGGGGGGAAGCGCUGCUGGGGAAGGACAGCAUCCCUGGGCUGGCAGGGCUGCCGACUGGACAGCAUCCGUGGAAUAGCGGGAAGGACAGCAUCCGUGGAAUAUCAGGGCUUCUGGGGAACGACAUCAUCCGUGGAAUACCAGUGCUGCUAGAGAGAACAUCGUCCGUGGAAUAGCAGUGCUUGCCAGAGAGGACAGCAUCCAUAGAAUGGCAGGACUUCUCUUCCUCCCUUCGCAAAGCAAGAUCCCAAACUGUGUCAGACUAGCCCAAGAAAGAACCGAGGAUAUGCAAGCAGCGAUCCCAAGCCUGGAAUGGACUGCUCAGGGAGGUUUGGAGUCCCCGUCCCUGGAGGUGUCCAAGGAACAACUGGACGUGGCACUCGGUGCUCUGGGCUGGGUGACAAGGUGGAGGCGCUGCGGGCGGAGAGCGCGGCCGCAGCCCCCGGGCAGCGGGAGCCCCUUCGGCUGAGAUGUACAGAGCUGAAGGAAUUGGUGGAGGAGAAUACGAAGGCUCUCCAUGCUUUGAAAAAAGCUGACGAGCCUGCGCCGGUGGGGAAUUACAGCCAAAGGAAGGAAGAGGAAGAAAAGCUGUUGCUGAGACUCUCCCAGCAGCUGCAGAAACUCCUUCUUGUCUUGGAUCAGGAUAAGGUGACAAAGAAUUAUCCAGGGGGUGACGAACACCAGAAAGGCCCUCAUGCAGAAGAGGGAAACGAAGAAGAGGAGGAGAGUGAAGAUAAAGAAAGUGAGGAGGAAGACACUGAAGAAGAAGAAGAUGAGGAGAAGUUGUUGGAUGAUCCAAAUGUUAGAGAAUGUGUUGCUGUUGGGAACUUUGAUGCCCAGCAGGAAGGGGAUCUCACAUUUGUGAAAGGUGAAAUCCUGCUCAUACAUGACAAGAAGGAGGAUGGCUGGUGGGUAGCUGAAAAUUCCAAGGGGGAGAGAGGCCUCGUUCCCAGGACCUACCUUGCGGUUCCUAAGGAAGAAGAAGAAGAAAGCCAGGAGGAGUCAGAAGAACACGUAGAAGUGGUGGAUGAAACAGCAGAUGGAACUGAAAUUAAAAAAAGAACAGAUUCCCACUGGAGUGCUGUCCGAGCCAUUGUAGAGAACGACACUGUGGAGGUGCUGACCACCACAGGGGCAGUUCCUGCAGGGUUCCGCCCAUCCAUGCUGUUCCAGCUCCUGGAGGAAGGUGAAGAGUUUCGAGCAAGUUACUAUUUGCAACCCAAGCUUACUCCAUCCCAGCUGGCUUUCAGAGACUUGGUGUGGAACUCUGAGAGAAAUACUAUCCAUCCUAGACCCACCAGAGUGUCCCUGAUUGUCACUUUAUGCAGCUGCAAGAUGAUCCCUUUCCCUGGGAGCGGUGUGCGCGUCCUCAGCCGGCACGUCCGGCUCUGCCUCUUCGAUGGCAGCCGGGUGCUGAGUAACAUUCACACAGUGAGAGCCACGUGGCUGCCUAAAAAUCCUCAAACUUGGACCUUUUCUCCAAGGGUGAUGGGCAUCUUACCCAGCUUGCUUGAUGGUGACUGUUUUGUCAGGUCCAACUCCCUGUCUUCAGACAUUGGGAUCUUGUUUGAGCUUGGCAUCACAUACAAGUGCAAUUCAACAGGUGAAAGAGGAGAGCUGAGCUGUGGUUGGGCCUUUCUGAAGCUUUUCACUUCCAGUGGGAUUCCUGUUCCUUCCAAGAUGCAUGAGCUGGUCCUGAGUGGUGGAACUCCCUAUGAGAGAGGCGUUGAGGUUGACCCAUCAAUAUCGAGGAGAGCAGGCUCUGGGGUUUUUCAGCAGUUUAUGAGCCUCAGGAAGCAGCCUGUGCUUCUGGUGAAAGUGAAGUCACCGAGUGUGCACUCGAAAGACAUCCUGAAUUUUCUCCCUGAAACAUUAGUUGGGGGCAUGUGCUACAUCCAUCUCCUGGUGUUUUAUCGGCAAAUCCUUGGAGAUGCCCUCCUGAAGGACAGGACGAGCAUGCAAAGCACAGACUUAAUCUGUAAUCCUGUGCUAGCAACUUUCCCUCAACUCCUGGAUCAGCCAGACCUGAUGGAUGCACUUCGGAGUGCCUGGGCAGAGAAAGAAAGAACAUUGAAGAGAAUUGAGAAGAGAGAUCAAGAAUUCCUGAAGUCUGCGUUUGUCCUGGUGUACCACGACUCUGUGUUCCCUCUGCUCUGCUCCACGUUCCUCCCCAGCUACACAUGGGCUGAGGAGGAGGUGGAAUUGUCUCGCUGGAAGGUGAUCCAUGACUUCCUGAAGAGGAGCCAGGAGAAGGACGGUGCCCUGGAGUACCUGCUGUCAUCAGAAAACACCCACAGAGCCUUUGACAUCUCAGAGCUGGCCUAUGAUUUCUUAGGAGAAGUGAGAGAAAACAAUCCUGGAGAAUGAACAAUUCAGGCUCUCUAAGGAUGUGGUAACAAUAAAAUUAAAUUCUUACCAAAGAGAUUGUGCAGGAGCUGAAUUGUAAUGGAUAU